GGCGCGGGGGAUGCCGUCGGUGUCCCGGUCUCCUCCGGUGUCCGAGGACCCGGCGGGUGCUGUCGGUGCCCCGGUCUCCUCAGGUGCCCGGCACAGCCAUGACUGCUCCUGUGCCUGUGUCACCUCAGGUUAAAACGACAAUCAGUAUUAUGGAGGAGGCCUUAGAAUUGUUCCAGGAACAAGCUGUCAUUAAACCUUCUCCAUGUGAAGCUGAACUUCAGGAAUUAGUGCAUCAAAUUGACAUCAUGGUAAACAGAAAGCAACUGGAAUGGGAAAGAAAGAUGAGAGCUUUAGAAGCGAAGAUGGAUAUCCAGGAUCAAGAAUUAGCAAGUGCCCAAAGCAAACUGGAUCAAAAAGGUCAAGAGGUGGGACUACUUCAAGAAAAAUUGGAAGACUUACAGAAAACUAAAUAUGAAAUGGCUCAGAGCUAUGAAAUUCAGCUUCAAGCACUGAAAUCUCAAUUUUCAAAGUUGACACAUAGUUAUGAAAAGCUACAGUCACAUCAGUUAAAACACAAAAAGGUCAACAGUAGAGAAGAAUGUGAGGAAAGCCUAGUGACAUCGUCUGACCCUAGAAAUUUAUACAAGAAAUUGGAGGAAUUUAAAUUGAGAGAAGGGGGUAAGAAUGGGACAAUCUGCCAAAAUUAUCCUGUUUAUUUGGAUGCUCAACAAAAAUUAUUGUCCGAGAAAUAUAAUUUAUUUCAGAAGCAGACCCAGAAUUAUCAAUUCCAAAUACACGAUAAGAAAAAAAAUCAAGAAGAGGUGAUUACCUAUGCCCAGCCUGAAAGUGAAAAGGAUGAUUUGAUUAUUGAAAAACUAAAGGCAACUGUGAAUGAAAUAGCAAGGAACAAGAAUAAACUCGAAGAGGAAAAUCUGAAGCUCCGUGAAGAUCUAAAAGUGUACCAAAACCAGUGCCAGAAUAUGGAGGCAGACUUUUCAGAAAUGAGACAUGAGCUGCAGUCACGGGAUGGUCUCUGGAGAAGGAUGCAGCUGGAAUGCCAGCAGUUGCAUACAGAAUUAUUGAAAAUCAAAGAGUACAAAGAUACACAGGAAAUUCAAAUAAAGCAUCAAUCACCUUGUGUUCAACUUACUGAGCAACUAGAAAAUAAAAACACUGAGUUAUUACUAUUUGCAGAAAGUCAAGAACGCCAACAAGAAGAGCUAAACAAGAUAAGAAACCACAUUUAUCGAGAGGAGCAGUCCCAUUGCUCUGAGCAGGAAAGAAUGAAGACAGAAAUCUCUGACCUGACAGAGGAGCUUCAUCAGAAGGAGAUCACUAUAGCAACUAUCAUGGAGAAAGCUACUCUUCUGGAAAGACAGUUAAAAAUUGAGUUAGAGACAAAAGAUAAAUUGUUAGCAAAACAACAGUUAUUGGAAUUCCAAUACCAAGUUAUCAAAUCUGAAAACACACAUCUAAAAGAGAUGGUGGAAAACCAGGAGCAUGAAAGUUGCAUGAAUAUAGAUUUAUGUAACAAAGAACAUGGAAAUUUCACAGCUUCUGUUCACAAAAUGAAACAUGAGAAUUUAAGACUAGAAAAUAGUGUUGCUAAACUACAAAAUGAUAGAGAAAUAUCAAUGCUGGGUUGCACAGAUACAUAUGGAGAAACAGAACACAGCUACCAAACCCAUUCAAAGAUGCAAGAAAAGGAAGAGAGAUCAUUCCAAAAUAAAGAUGCAGGGGAAAUGGAAUGUCAACAGACUGAUAUGCUUACUGCCAGUGGACACCACAGAAACCGUAGUCCUGCUUUAUAUGGCCAAGGCAAUAUCACUGGGUCAAAAAGUGAUAGCAUUUUAUCUUCUCAUCCACUUCACAGAGGUCAUGAAAAGAAAAUAGUUUAUAAAUCUCCAUCACCACUAGUGGGGUAUCCUUUGAGCUUUGGUGGGCCAUAUCCUAAAAUGGGCAGAACAGGCAGUUUACUGAGCCCUGCUUACAGUGGAGAAGAAAUGAAAUUAUCAGAAGAAAUCAAACUUACAUCUCCCCAUGAGAUGUCCUUCCUUGCAACAACAGAAAAGUUCCUUCAAGAGGAAGAUAAACAUGCAAGAGAGUUUGAAGAACGUUUAAAUUUGCACCUUGAAGAGCUGCAAAGAUAUUCUGAAAAUAUUCUAAAAAAACAUGCCAGGAUACAGCAAAGCAGACAUACUUAAGCCAGUCACACAAUUAAGAAAAGAAAACCAAGUAAUGAUGCAUGAGUUUCUUAAAACUAAAAUCUGCAACUAGUUGCUUAAUGUAUUUAGGCACAUUGCCAAUAGCAUUUAUUUUUAGUACCAUGUUUUCAAUAAGAUCAUCAUUAUCCUAUGGAUUUAAGUACAUUGUAACUUGACUAUAUUACAAAAUAAACUCCAAACAUAUUCUAAAAUAUACAGGCUGGUUUUGCACAGUCAAAUUGUGUGCAGCAGAGACCCUGUUGCAGCUCUGUAAAAUAAGUAAGAUAUUAAAAUUCUGUAGUUUACA
Messenger RNA from Corapipo altera (White-ruffed manakin), 2451 nucleotides. RefSeq names its product deuterosome assembly protein 1 (gene DEUP1). The transcript has 14 exons. Gene Ontology annotation, biological process: centriole replication; de novo centriole assembly involved in multi-ciliated epithelial cell differentiation. Gene Ontology annotation, cellular component: centriole; deuterosome. The record is from RefSeq and is a predicted model, not a curated record. Bases 99 to 2144 code for a protein of 681 amino acids. NCBI's taxonomy places the organism in Eukaryota, Metazoa, Chordata, Aves, Passeriformes, Pipridae.